AUGAGUUCUCAGUGGCUGAGUAAGGCUUUCAUGAAGAAGAUUUGUGAGAACCCUAAAACGAAGUUGAAAACCUUGAUAAAGAAGGCUCAUACGAAUUGGAAUGUUGACCUCACAAAUACCAAAGCUACCAGAGUGAAGCAGCAAGCGUUGGAUGAGAUUAAUGGUACUUGUGGAGAGCAAUAUAGGAGGAUACAUGACUAUAGUGCCGAGUUACUAAGGUCAAAUCCAGGUAGCACUGUUCGGAUACAAGUGCAAAGACCUCCUGAAUUUCAAUUAGAGACACCAAUCCCUGAGGCUAGAGAGAAACCCAUAGUGUCUAUGUUAGAAGAUAUUAGGGUUUAUCUAAUGAAUAGGUGGGCUGAAAAUAGACAAAGUAUAAUUACAUAUAAUGGAGAAAUUUUGCUAAAAAUAAACACGAAAAUUGAAAGAGAGUUUGAUAAGGGUGGGGAGUGGUUGGCCAUCUAUGCGGGUAGGGACAAGUAUGAGGUGUCCAACAGCCAGGGUAAUAGAGACAAAUUUGUUGUGGACUUAAAGUUACAUGGGUGCUCCUGUAGAAAGUUUCAAAUAACAGGUUAUCCUUGUGUGCAUGCCAUGAGUUGCAUUAAGAAAAUGUGUUUAGAUGUUAAGAACUAUGUGAACAAGUGCUAUAAGAAAGAUACCUACGUGGACUGCUAUCAACAUGUAAUCUACCCUAUGAAUGGAUCAAAUAUGUGGGAUCGAACUCAGAAUGAUGAUGUACUACCACCAGUGUUUAAGAAACCAAUAGGGCACCAAAAAUUAAGCAGGAACAAGGCUGGUGAUGAGUCAUGCAACAAUGGACCACUGUCAAAAUUAUCCAGGGCUAGACAACAAUAA
This is a messenger RNA of Arachis duranensis, 855 nucleotides long. RefSeq lists its product as uncharacterized. NCBI's taxonomy places the organism in Eukaryota, Viridiplantae, Streptophyta, Magnoliopsida, Fabales, Fabaceae. The transcript is spliced from 2 exons. The record is from RefSeq and is a predicted model, not a curated record. The coding region runs from base 1 to 855 and encodes 284 amino acids. Gene Ontology annotation, molecular function: zinc ion binding.